AUGUCCUUCCAAAGCUUUAUCCAGUCCCGCUGUAUCUUCCUGCAGUUUAAGCUCAUGUACACGGGGGUGUCAGCACCUAACGAGGCCGCGGUUCAUUUGGCAAUCACUUCGGAGCUUCGAAAACUCGGGAACGUCCUGUACGCCAAGGGGAACGCCGUAAACUGGCGGCGCACUUUAAAUCGUUCCUCUCCCAAAAUUGACCUAGUUAUGUCCAGCAGUAAUUUAGCUGCCCUAGCCACUGUUCUGUUCAACGUACGUGGUUUCACUGUCCCUGAUCCAGAUGACGAUUACAAGGUGCCCGGGGCUUUCUUCUCUCUCAACGACUCUACAGCGCUCGAGGGAUUACAUAAAGAGCUACAACAGCAUUGGCACCGCAACAGUCAGGCUCCACAAAGAGGACUGAGCCCUUUUGUAGCACUUGGCCCCUGGACCUUCGAGAACAAACAAUCGGACACUGUGAAGGUUCCGGUUCACGCUCCCUCGGACUAUGAAGCUAAAUCUCUUUGGCCUCUGAAUAGCCGUCAUAAUUUGCGAGAAAGCCGAUUUUUUGAUUGGGAUGGUAACUCUCGCACGAGCGGUGAUGGUGGUAUCGAAGACGCAACGCAACGAAUCAGACAGGAAAGUGGAGAGCGAGAUCAGUUCUUUCGUUUCGCUGCGGAGAAGUUAGGUCCUCGGCGACACGUUUAUCUAGAGCCGACACUGUUCCCUAACCCAGAAGCGCUAACGCCAGAUCUACGAAGUUGGCUAAGUGGUUCGACUGAUAAAUCGGACUCCGGCUUGGAAUUGACGAAGAAGGAAGGCAAGAGGCUUGAAUUUCUCCUACACGGGCUGAAGGGAUUCGGUAAUGAUUAA
This is a messenger RNA of Lachancea dasiensis, 852 nucleotides long. Lineage: Eukaryota; Fungi; Ascomycota; Saccharomycetes; Saccharomycetales; Saccharomycetaceae. The record is from the annotation of a GenBank genome assembly.